AAUUCUUCAUUUUUUGGGUUAUCCCUUGACCUUGAGCUUACAAACUGAGAAAUAGGAAGCCAAGCUCAGUGCAGCUAAACUCAGCGUUGAAAAAGACCAAAACACCACUGGAUUAUCUUAUAUUCGUUUUUAAUCCAAGAAACAAAUAAACUAGUUUCCUCGCUGCUUCGCUUUGCUUCUCCACUCUGUAACUAGCAACAAAGAGACCUCUCUUCUCUCCGAUGGCGAUGACCAUAGAAGGCUCGCAGGACUUGCUUUUAUGUUUUCAGCGAGCAUCUUGCUACAGGUCCUGGCUUGUGCAUUAUACAACAAUUGGUGGCCUAUGUUAUCUGCUCUCAUGUAUGUCCUGGUACCUAUGCCCUGUUUAUUCUUUGGUGGUGGUUCAACUCAGGUUUUAUUUACGAGGGAGAGUGAUGGGUGGAUAAAUGCUGCUAAGUUUCUGACUGGGGCAUCAACUGUGGGGAGCCUAGCCAUUCCUAUAAUUCUUAGACAUGCUCAUAUGAUUGAGACAUCUGCUAUGUGGAUCGAAUUCGUAUCAUUCUUCAUAUUUGUGUGCACCGUCAUGUGUUUCCACCGUGCCAGCCUCGAAGACGAGUGGUGAUGACUUAAAAACAUCCAAGUUUUUACACUGGCCGGCAAUAAUUGCGGCCAAAAGUGAAGUAGUUUAACAACUGCAAGAAGUGUGAUAUGCAUGAAACGGGAAAGCAAUAGAACAAACCCUUUUGUAAAUCUGUUUAUGUAUAUGUUCAAGGGCAUUAUGACCAAUUUCUUCGUUCACUAGGUUUGGGAACAGCACUAGAUUCUUGUUAAUUUACUGUGGGAUUCAUUGUGUAAUAUAGUAUGGCUUUGGGAGUAACUAUUCAUAUAUAUAACAUAAGUUACCGAGCA
Molecule: messenger RNA, 888 nt
Organism: Fragaria vesca subsp. vesca
Lineage: Eukaryota; Viridiplantae; Streptophyta; Magnoliopsida; Rosales; Rosaceae
Product: vacuolar protein sorting-associated protein 55 homolog
Exons: 5
Coding region: 260-601 (113 amino acids)
Biological process (GO): late endosome to vacuole transport via multivesicular body sorting pathway
Cellular component (GO): endosome
Source: RefSeq, a predicted model, not a curated record